Molecule: messenger RNA, 1287 nt
Organism: Moneuplotes crassus
Lineage: Eukaryota; Ciliophora; Spirotrichea; Euplotida; Euplotidae
Source: the annotation of a GenBank genome assembly
AUGGAACAUCCUGAAAUAACAGCUGUACCAUCACUUAUCAAUGAAGAGUUUACCCAGAUGGAGAAAUCUGAAAGUAAAUUUACUCAUGAUGAAUUAUCGAUAAAAACAAAAUUGUUUGAAUCAGAGCAAGAUUAUACAUCCUCCAUAUUUUCUCUUUGUGAUAACUUUGAGGAAGAUCGUGAAGAAUCCAAGGAGACCCCUCAGAGCGACCAGUCCCUCUAUUUAAACUACAGAGAAUGAAUUUUGGAUAAAACAGCAGAUAUUGGUGGAAGAAAGAAGUCCCUAGAUGUCCCUGUAGAUAGUCUGAAGCUAGAUGAGUCUUUGACAGAAUUUAGGCAGAACAUCUUGAAUAUUAGGAAAAAGCUAAAGAAAUCUAAGUCUAAGGGAAAAGAAUCAAAGAUAUUUACAGCCAACACUACUAUUUUCCAAAUUCCUCCUACUUUCUAUACAGAAAUUGUCAAAGGAGUUUACUUUAACGACACGAAGAAGACAGUUCUUCUUGAAGAGAUUGCAGCGAAUAGGAAUGACUAUGAAUACAUGAAAGACCUCAGACAAGAUAUAGGACAAGGGAAAUUCAUGAAUUUUGAAACCUUUAAUGGAGAUAUUCUCACUGUUCACAAGAAUAUGGUCAAUAUCUUCAAAAAUGAAUUUGAUGAGGAAGAGGACUCAAGUGAAAAUAAAUUCGCCUUCCUCUCUGAGCAAGGCCAGAUUGGAACAGACAACAUUGAUUUCUCAGACAAAGGAGCCUUGCUUAAGAGGCAGAGAGAAAUUUUGAAGAGAAUAGAUGAACAUCGGAAGACUAAGGAAGCUACAUUCUCUCCAUUCAGCACUAUCGGAUCAGGACUUAAGACAUGGUUCAUUAUUCUCUGUCAAGGAGGAAAGUUCUGAAUGGCAAAAAUUCAAGGAGAUACAAUCAUUGAGCAUAAAAGUGAUUCGAAAUAUGUCCAAAGAAAGAAAGCAGGGAAAAGACAAAUUAAUUUUGACAAAACUUCUUCCUGCAUGACCUCUGUUGGAUCUCAGAUGAGAAGAAAUAAUGAAAGACUUCAUCAGGAGCAUAUUGAAGAGACCUUAAGAUAUUACAAAGAAGACCUUGAGUCUUCAGAUUUAGUCCUCCUUCAUGCUCCAGGGGUAAACAAGCUGUUCUUUGUUGGACCAGAUAAACCAUUAAGAGAUCUAAGAAGCAAAGUUAAGACCUUAAAUCUUCAAAUCACCACUGCUAACUACACCGAACUGAAGAAGGCUUUUGAGAAAGUAAUUGAAUUGAAGAUUAAUUUUAACUCUAAUUAA